AUGAACAUCAAUGAAGAGGAAUUUGACGACCGCGAGCCGACGGCAAUGCAAGAAAAAUCAGCUCCUCAAGAUCCACCCGAAGGUUUCAACUCAGUUCAGACCAUCGGACCACAACAAGACCAAGAACCGCCACUGGGGCCGUUCGCUGAAAAGAAUGCGUCCACUGAACCGGAGGACGAGGAGGACGCUGAGUGGGACGAAGGGUCGUGUGGACUGGUGUGCACAGCCUCACCUCUGCAGCGGCAACGGAGGGAGAUUUCCACUGCUCCACUCCAGCCUGUGAAGGAGGUGAUCCCUCCACCGGAAACCGACCGAUUUCGGACCGAGGUGGUGCAGGGCAGGGACGUGGACCAGCCCGGUCGCUGGCCCUGGAUGGCCGCUGUGGGUCGACAGAGGCCCGGCGACCCCACUCCGACCUGGCUGUGCGGUGGGGCGCUGCUGAGUGCCCGCUGGGUGAUCACCGCCGCCCACUGUGUACCCACGGACGAGGUUGCCUCUCUGAGGGUCAGGGUUGGAGAGCUGCGUCUGUCAGCUCCAGCGGCGGUGGAGCGAGGCGUGACGCGCGUGCUGCGUCACCCGGAUCAGACAGCCGCGCUGCACGACUUGGCGCUGCUGCGCCUGGAUCGCCCCGUCCGCCACUCGGAUACUGUGCUUGCCGUGUGUCUGCCGUCUCCCGGAGCGGACUUCAGCGGCUUACCGGUCACCCUCACCGGCUGGGGUCGACUCAGCUUCGGCGGCGCCACGGCCGACGUCCUGCAGGAGGCUCAGCUGCGGGUCACCGACACCACCCAGUGUGAGGCCGCCUACAGUCGCCUGGCCGGCUUCUCCUACAGUUUUCCCGGCGGUUUCAGCGGCUCGGUGCUGUGCGCAGGGGACGGGCCGACGGGUGGAGAGGAUGCCUGUCAGGGCGACUCGGGAGGUCCGCUUGUGUACCGCGCCGCUGCCGCCACAGGAGGGGAGGCGCGCUUCAUGCUGGUGGGGGUGGUAUCCACGGGAAUUGGGUGUGGUAAUCCGCACUUCCCCGGCCUCUACACCAGCGUGGCCAGUUACGUCCCGUGGAUACGAGCCAUCGUGUUCGGAGAAGAAGCUGUAGAAAAGUAA
This is a messenger RNA of Amphibalanus amphitrite, 1101 nucleotides long. RefSeq names its product serine protease 33-like. Bases 1 to 1101 code for a protein of 366 amino acids. Gene Ontology annotation, molecular function: serine-type endopeptidase activity. The transcript has a single exon. Gene Ontology annotation, biological process: proteolysis. The record is from RefSeq and is a predicted model, not a curated record. Lineage: Eukaryota; Metazoa; Arthropoda; Thecostraca; Balanomorpha; Balanidae.